This is a messenger RNA of Peniophora sp. CBMAI 1063, 387 nucleotides long. The record is from the annotation of a GenBank genome assembly. Lineage: Eukaryota; Fungi; Basidiomycota; Agaricomycetes; Russulales; Peniophoraceae.
AUGCAGCCUACCUUCGACAACAUAGUCUCGCCGUCUAAGGUGAUGGGCUACCACGUCUUGGCAGAAAGCGACACUGACAGCGACGAUUGCAAGCACAACGCGCCUCCGCCGUCUCCGCUCUCCUCGCGCUACUCGCACCUGUCGGCACCUUUGUCUGCGCCUUCCAUCGACAACAACACCACCAUCGAUUCGAUCUCCGGCGACGACUCGGCCAACGGCUGGACGCUCGUCGAGUCCAAUAACGAACGCCGGCUUCAUCGCGACGAAGCCUUCGCCGCCCACGCUGAACAGGUGCAGGCGAACCGCAAGGCCGCAUACGACCGCGUCAAGAACAAAAACCUUGAACGCAAGGCCGAGCAGAAACAGCAGGAAGCGCUACAACACUAG